AUGGAAGGGGAGUGUCUAUGCAAAGCUGUCAAAGUGAAAGUCAACGAUGACAACCUAUUCGGCACCCAGCGAAGAGGUCAUCUCUGCCACUGCGCCAACUGCCGCAAAGUUGCGGGUGGGAUCUUCGGGGCCAAUCUGACCAUUGAAGAAGAGAAAGUCGAAUUUCCCAAUGGCAAAGGCAACAUCAAAAUGUACAGCGACCCAGAAACGCUCAGCGGGACGCCAGUCCAAAGAUACUUUUGCCAGACCUGUGGCGUGCCCAUCAUGAGCAUCACGCCCCUGUACAAAGGGAAAAUCAUCCUCAAGCUUGGAAUUUAUCCCAAGCUUCCUGUGCCGGAAUGGGAAUCUUUUGCUUCCCAGAGGCAGGCAUGGGAGAAACCACUCGAUGGGGCCAUACAGUACAAGACCAAGCACAAUCCCAUCUCUACAUUUACCUGGAAUACGCAUCUGAUCUUAUCCCCUUUGUCUUCACCCCGUCCCACCACGUCCUCAGCAUCCACCACAAUCCAUUCGCUGACCAUUGACCCGACCGGGCUGGUCGUGCUGUGA
Exophiala dermatitidis NIH/UT8656 is the source of this 549-nucleotide messenger RNA. RefSeq lists its product as uncharacterized. Lineage: Eukaryota; Fungi; Ascomycota; Eurotiomycetes; Chaetothyriales; Herpotrichiellaceae. Gene Ontology annotation, molecular function: carbon-sulfur lyase activity. The coding region runs from base 1 to 549 and encodes 182 amino acids. The transcript has 6 exons. The record is from RefSeq and is a predicted model, not a curated record.